Messenger RNA from Rubroshorea leprosula, 411 nucleotides. The record is from the annotation of a GenBank genome assembly. Lineage: Eukaryota; Viridiplantae; Streptophyta; Magnoliopsida; Malvales; Dipterocarpaceae.
ACACGAUCAAGAUUCAUAUCUAAAAUCUAUAUUCACUUUACAAAAUGGCUAGCCUUCUAACUCGUCACUUCCCGUGGUUUCCCCGUCCUCGGUUUCACUUCCUGAAAUGGUGGACAAGGAAAAACUAUGAGAUAAACUCCGUAAGUAAAUAUGGAGUGCCCCUUAUCAAACUUAAAGCAUGCCAACAAGUACAAUCACGAAAACAGAUACAGUACGGGCACGAAAUAGACGUCUCCUCUAUAGGUCACAGCCAGCGUUUAUAAACCUCCCACUGGCGGGCACACGAGUACUAGUGUUUAAUCCCCACUAGUAGGGCCACGAGCGAACCGGUUCUAUCAAUAACAUGUCGACAUGUGCUAGCGUUUAUAAACCUCCCACUAGCGGGCACACGAAUAACAUGACCACAUCGGA